CUUCACAUUUUCUCUGUAUCCAUGAAUAUAAUCACUUUAAAAAAACAAAACUGACAAAUUGUUUACGCUGCGGUUAUUAAGACGAUUCUGUGGCUGUGUCCCAGUUGCUAAGAGAAGUAUACUUGAUGCGUACUUGCUUUUGCUAAAGACAUAUUAAGCAUAACUGUCUAACACAUCUAUGUAAAUAAUUACAUAUUAUAAAUAUUGUACAACGUCAUAGACAAGUAUGGUACUAGGGUAUGCUUGUACCAAAUGGAACGGAGCCUAAGUCUCGAAGACAUUGUAUGUUGUGUUUAAAUGAAGUCGUGUAUGCAUUGAUGAUAUGAUCACCUUGGGUUGUCAUAAUGUGGAAGAUCUGAUGCGACCAACCUGCAAAAUUAAGCCUACCAGUUCAGCAAUAAUGGAAAGUUUGGAUAGCCUACCAUCCAAUGAUCGUGAUAACCAGAAGCUUAGCGGAGGAAGUACACCCUGGCAUGAUUCGACAAUCCCUAAAAAAUCUCCAGCGCAACAAUUAAAUGAAUCACACAGCUUUUUACUAAUCGACGGAAGAGAACAUCUCAAAGUUUCAAACACUGAACAAUUUAUUGAGAAUUUAAAAUGUGGUGGUAAAAAUGUAAAGUUAAAAGUUGUAUCCAUAUUUGGCAAUACAGGGGAUGGAAAGAGCCACACGUUGAACAAGACAUUUUUUGAUGGUCAAGAAAUAUUUCGAACUUCAAAUGAGCAAAGCUCUUGUACACUUGGGGUCUGGGCAGCGUUUGAUCCCACUCUAAAAGUAAUUUGCUUGGAUACCGAAGGACUGCUAGGAAUAACAGCUCAUGAAAAUCAACGAAUGAGACUGUUGCUAAAAGUUCUCGCAGUGUCUGACAUCGUAGUUUAUAGAACUCGUUCCGAGAGACUUCACAGAGACUUAUUUACAUUUAUUGGAGCUGCAUCACGAGCUUACAGUCACCAUUUUCAAAAUGCAUUACAAGCCGUUGGGCAAAGAGAAGGUAUGAACGGCUCCUUGAGUGCACUUGGGCCAAGUAUCAUUGUGUUUCAUGAGACUCGGCACACCAGAACAUUGUCCAGUAAUGCAACAGAAAGUGCAGAGGACAUUCUGAGAGCACGUUUUGAUCAGAUGCGGCUGGAAAUUGAAGCCUUCAGUUCAAUAAAGUAUGUUGGUGUUGAAACGCCAAAUCCACCAACAGAUUAUCAGCCCCUGAGGAGGGCCAUUAAAAAUGAGCUGGAUAAUACGACUGUUCGCUCUGCUAGGAGGCCUCACUUGGUCUAUGGCACUCUCAAAAUACUCAAUGAUAAAUUUUCCGGUGAAAUUGAAAACUUGUCAAGCAUUCUAUUUCCUGACCAGUACUUUACCUGCACUGUCAAGUGCUUGAGCUGUGAUUGUAGGUGUAUCAACAGUAUGGGACACCUCCGUGAAGGAAAACCCCAUGCUAGUGACUCCAGAUGUCGUUACCAGCAUCAGUAUGAAAACUUGGUGUACAUCUGUAAAAAGUGUCAUGGCAAUGGAAGUGAAGUCAUUGUUACUAGUCGCACGCUAACUCAGAGCGAUGCAAGCUGGUAUGGAUUCGCCAAGUAUGCGUGGUCUGGGUACGUGAUAGAAUGUCCACACUGUGGUGAAAUAUAUAGAAGUCGGCAGUUUUGGUAUGGAAAUAAAAAUCCUGAGGAUGCAGCUGUUAGAACAGAAAUAACGCAUGUUUGGACUACGGCUAAUGCUUCACUGGCAUCUCAGAAUACUGCUCAAAGAGUUAUUGACAGUGUUUCAUAUAUAACUGAAGCUGUAACCAAUGCAUCAAUUCAACCGACAAAACUAUUAACAUCCUGGGUUGCCGAUCAAGUUGCGCCUACAUACUGGCGACCCAAUAACGAGAUUAAACACUGUCAUAAGUGCAAAGCUUCAUUUGGCGCAACAGAUACAAAGCACCAUUGCCGAGCUUGUGGUGAAGGGUUCUGUGCCAGCUGCUCAUCAAAAAAAAAACCAGUGCCACUAAGAAAUUGGUACACGCCAGUUAGAGUUUGUGAUGUAUGUUUUGCCAAGGACGAUAAUUCUAAUGAAGACUUGACUGAAAGUUCUGAGGAUGUUAGUGCAAGGAAAGUUACUGAACAUGUCGUGUCAACAUUGAACGUGGUUGGAACUGUCUUGAGUUACUCGAAGUCACUGAUCAAGGAUACAGUGAGGCCAAGCUACUGGGUACCUGACUCGGAAGUAACAAACUGCUGUGUCUGUGCGGUGAACUUUUCAGACACAGUGCCUUUACAUCAUUGCAGGGAUUGUGGCCGCGGGGUUUGUCAAGAUUGUUCUUCUCAUCGAAAACCCGUUUCUCGACGCGGUUGGGAUAGACCCGUUCGUGUUUGUGAUCUGUGCAUCAAGAUCGAUUGAAAAAUGAUUGUUAUUUUAAUGACUCGGUGGCGAACUGUUAAAGUUAUAUAAAUGUAAAUAAUUGUUAUCCCAAUGUCGAGUAAAAGCCAUCAAAGAAAUCAGAUGGUCUGAGUUUCUAAAAAUAACCACUGAUAAGUGACAGUUAUUGAGAUAUUUGAAAUGUUUUUUUAUUUGCAAUGAAAGUAAUCAAAUUUCUCUCCAGAGCAUCCUGUGUUACAUUCCUUGGUAAUUAUUAGCAAUCGGUAUUGCCUGCCUAUAUUAUCAUUUUUUUUCAGCACUAGAGGAAAAGAAUAACUGCACAAAAUUCAGUCCAGGUGUAACCAGACAAAGUUCGAAUCUCGCCUUGCAGAUUCAGCAUCUGAACGACCUGCCACUUCAUAUACCUAUAUUUUGUGUGACUCACUAGUGAUUUUAACCACAGUACUUCGUUCCAUAACUCUCCACGCUACCUGAAGAUUAUUAUGGUCUCUAUGGAACAGUAAUGUUGAAUGAAAGGAUACUACGUGAUAAAGAAGUUUAGAAAAAUACCACAGUAGUCAAUAUAUCUUCAUGUUCCUCUUAUACACAUUUUUAA
This is a messenger RNA of Diprion similis, 2951 nucleotides long. RefSeq names its product zinc finger FYVE domain-containing protein 1-like. The coding region runs from base 323 to 2377 and encodes 684 amino acids. Gene Ontology annotation, molecular function: metal ion binding. The transcript is spliced from 7 exons. The record is from RefSeq and is a predicted model, not a curated record. Lineage: Eukaryota; Metazoa; Arthropoda; Insecta; Hymenoptera; Diprionidae.